CGUUGAGAUUCCUCUAGGCAAGCGCGGCUGGCCGCGCCGUGCUGCGCAUGAGCGGAGCGGCACUCAGGGCGGAAGUAGGAGCCACUGCUGGGAGGUGGGGCCGCAGAGCUCGCUGUGAGGUGGGCGAGCGGCCGACAUGGCGCGCUCCCGAAGUCUAAUGGUUUCCCUGGCAGUCUUGGUGCUGUUGCUUUGGAGUGCUCCCUGGACCCACGGGCGGCGAAGCAACGUGCGCGUCAUUACGGACGAGAACUGGAGAGAGUUGCUGGAAGGAGACUGGAUGAUAGAGUUUUAUGCCCCGUGGUGCCCUGCUUGUCAAAAUCUUCAACCAGAAUGGGAAAGUUUUGCUGAAUGGGGAGAAGAUCUCGAGGUUAAUGUUGCAAAAGUAGAUGUCACAGAGCAGCCAGGACUGAGUGGACGGUUUAUCAUAACUGCUCUUCCUACUAUUUAUCAUUGUAAAGAUGGUGAAUUUAGGCGCUAUCAGGGUCCAAGGACUAAGAAGGACUUCAUAAACUUUAUCAGUGAUAAAGAGUGGAAGAGUAUCGAACCUGUUUCAUCAUGGUUUGGUCCAGGUUCUGUUUUGAUGAGUAGUAUGUCAGCACUCUUCCAGCUAUCUAUGUGGAUCAGGACUUGCCAUAACUAUUUUAUUGAAGACCUUGGAUUACCGGUUUGGGGAUCAUAUGCCGUUUUUGGUUUAGUAACUCUCAUUUCAGGACUGUUAUUAGGACUCUGUAUGAUAUUUUUGGCAGAUUGUCUUUGUCCUUCAAAAAGGCGCAGACCACAGCCAUACCCUUCAAAAAAAAUAUUACCAGAAUCUUCUCAACCUUUGAAAAAAGUGGAGGAGGAACAAGAGGCUGAUGAAGGAGAUAUUUCAGAAGAGGAAGCUGAAAGCAAAGAAGGAACAAGCAAAGACUUGCCACAGAAUGCCAUAAGACAGCGCUCUCUGGGUCAAUCUUUGGCCACAGAUAAAUCUUAGUUAAUUUUUAUAGUUAUCUUAAUAUUAUGAUUUUGACAAAAACAAGAUUGAUCAUUUCUUUUGGUUUAAAGUGAACUGUGACUUGCUUAUAUAUUCCAAGGUUCGGUCUAAAUUGUCAUUAGAUUGAACGGUCUACAUUCAGAAAAUAAAAGCACUAGGUAUAAUUUGAAAUAUGAUUUAAGAACCAUAUGGUGGUUUAAGCAACUUUUUAAUUUUUGAAAAAAUCUGGUGCCAAGCAAUAAGAUUUGUGUAUAUUUGUUUAAUAAUAACCUAUUCCAAGUCUGAGUUUUAAAAAUAUACAUUUCCCAAGUAUUGCAUUAUUGGGGUAUUUAAGAAGAUUAGAGAAAAAGAUUUCUCAUUUGAUAUAAUUUUUCUUGGUUUCACUGUGUGAAAAAAAGAACAUAUUUCCCAUAAAUGGGAACUUUGCCCAUUAUCUCAAAAAAUAUGUAUUUCAGUGACAACUCUGGUCUUUUUAGAGAUGUAAUCCAAAAUUUCCUCAUUUUUAGAUUAUGUAACUAAUAAAAACUACUUUAAUUACAGUUUUCUGCACAUGAUAGUACUGGACAUGCUAUUGAUUUUGGAAGUUUUUAUAAGUUCAUGAUAUCCUCUUGAUUACUAUAAAGGUUUGCCCUUUUUUGUUCAGUUUAUGGUUUAUAUUUUUCUUAUUUGUCAUGGGUUACAUUUUUAAUUUUUCAAAAUGGAUGAUAAUUUCCUGGAAAUGUUUUUCAUGUUUUGGUGACAGUACUUCUUGUUAUUACAAACUGAAGUUUACAGAGAGAUCCAUCAAACUGAGCUAUCUGUAGAUAAUUUGAAAUUAUGAAGUAGCCAUUCACUUCAGAUUUUAUGUCAUUCUUAUUGAACUUUUUUUUUUUUUGGAUGUGAAGUAAACAUUCCUGAUUUUUAUUUGAUGUGGAAAAACCUUGGUAUUUUACAUUUUGAAAAUUCACAGUAACUUAAUUUGAUACAAAAUAAAGUUUGCAUUGUACUCAGGAAAAAGCAUCUUCUAGUAUAAGUUUAAAUGUAUCUUUGUCCUCAUAUAUAGGAAGUUCUUAAUUGAUUUUGUCUGUAUGCUUGAUAUUUAAAAAUCAUAACAUUUUUAUCUUUUAAAAAGACAAACUUCAUAUUUCACUGUUCUUUCUUGACUGCUAGUAUUGUGUGGUAUUUCUCAGGUGGAAAUCAGCAGGAUGGAACAUUUAGUGUAUUUUCACUCCUUAAAGAGUUAGAACAUAUAUUUUUCACCGUACAGCCAGGGUAGGGGUGCCGUGGAGAACUGCAUUAGGCACCAGAAUGGGAAAAAUCAUAAAUGCUCACAGUGAUCCACUGACCAUUUUGUAAUGGAUGAUUUCUGUAAUGUCCCCCUUUUUCAAGGUUCUUUUGCUGUGUAAAUCUAUUAGACUUACAGAAUCAUAGUGUAAUACAGUUUUCUUUAAAAGUCUCUCCUUUAGAAUAUUAAAUAUUCUGCCAUUGAA
Molecule: messenger RNA, 2442 nt
Organism: Microcebus murinus (gray mouse lemur)
Lineage: Eukaryota; Metazoa; Chordata; Mammalia; Primates; Cheirogaleidae
Gene: TMX1
Product: thioredoxin related transmembrane protein 1
Cellular component (GO): endomembrane system
Molecular function (GO): disulfide oxidoreductase activity
Source: RefSeq, a predicted model, not a curated record